Brachypodium distachyon (stiff brome) is the source of this 2098-nucleotide messenger RNA. RefSeq lists its product as uncharacterized. Lineage: Eukaryota; Viridiplantae; Streptophyta; Magnoliopsida; Poales; Poaceae. The transcript is spliced from 4 exons. Bases 463 to 1845 code for a protein of 460 amino acids. The record is from RefSeq and is a predicted model, not a curated record.
AUUUCAUCUCGCUCGCGCGUCUCAUUCAGACCAGCUGUGGGCGGCUACUAACCCUAGCGCGGCGAAGCCCUGCCGGAUUCGAGCCCCGAGCCCGCCUCUGCCGCCUCCGCCCCCGAGCGCGUCCGCCGCCGCCUCAGCUCUCCCUCGCCCGCCCCCGCUCCCUCGCCCCCGCACCAAAACCCGCACGCCGCCGCCGCCUCUUCUCCCGCGAGCAACCGCCACGCCGCCGGAGCCGCCGCCACCCAACAUCCCCGCGCCGGCGCGGAGCUCGUCCGCUGCGGCCCAAAGCCGAAGGACGCCGGAGGAGCCUCGCCGAGAAUUCGUCGCUGCCCGGAGCUCGACCUGCCCUACCUCGCCGCCGACGCCACCUCGACCUGCUGAACCCCGUCCACCUCUUCGUAUACUUCCCCGAGCAUCCCUUCACGGAUUCCGGUCGUGUCCAGUGAGAUUUUGUGGUGCGAAAUGGGCAAGGAACCUUCCUCUAAAGAGUCUUCGUCUGGAGAGCAAAUUGCCAGCUUUGGUGCAGAAGAGGAAGUCAACGAGCAACUAGUCAAAGAGGGUACUUCGCAACCAACUGUUUCUACGGCUUCCAAGCCAAAGAAGAAGACGCCGAGGGGGAGUCACAACUUGAAGGAGUUCUGCUACGUCGUCACUAGGCAUUCUGAUAGAGGCCGCCCUGUGUCGCCGGAAAAGGCACAAAAGACCUUCCCAAACACCUGUGGAGCCAUUGCUCGUAAACAUUGCAAAAUCACCGACGAGUGGAAUGACAUUAAUGAUGUCACUAGAGAUCUUUGCUUCCAGGACGUGCACAAGAGGUUCCAAGUCAGUGAUGAGUGGCGGGAGAGAUUUCGAGCGGCAGCCAACAUAGCACUGCGGAGAGGUCUCAGUAAUUGGAAAACUACUGCUAGAAAGUGGCUGGACAAACCCUACGAAUUGGUCAAGAAGAAAUGGCCGUCGAUAACUGAUGAGGCCCAAUGGGAACAAUUCAAGAAGGAAUCGGCUGACCCUGCCUUCAUUGCGAAGAGUGAAUUUAUGAAGGCAUUGCGUGAUAAGAAAAAGUUCAACCACAGGCUUGGGAGUGCGGGGAAAGAGGGGAAGAGCAAGAUCUGGCGGAAGCAGGACCGUCAGCUGGAGGCGGAAGGGAGGGUGCCUCCUGUGCAUAACAUGCUGCAGGACCAACGCGCUAGAGAAUAUGCACGUCAACACAUGAAACCGGACGAGUGGGCGGGCAAGGAGCCAAUGCAAGAGAAUGUCAGAAACUUUGCGGAAAAAGCACACAAAUGGGAGGAGAAUAAGGCAAAGUCAGACUGCUCCGUUGACUCCGUUCAAAGCAAGAGGUGGGAGUCAGCUGUGACAGCCGGCUUGGAAAAGGCUGAGCACACGGGCCGUGUAUUUGGGGAAGGCGAAGGGGCGGCCUGGGACGAUUAUUUCCUGCCGGCUCCGAAGCAAAGCAGGGGCCAGAAAAGGAAGGCCACGGAUGAUGAAAUAAUAGAACAAGCUAAGGCGGAGGCGCGAGUGGAGGCACGAGCGGAGGCAACUUUGGUGGGAAGAGAUGUUGCAGUGAUGGCUGUACAUCAUUUGCUAUCGGCCGUCGCCAAAGAGCACCCUGCCAUUCAAGGCUUACUUGCGGAAGGAAUGGACGGUCUGAGGAACCUCCUUCCUCCUCUUCCCCCGCCUAUGGCUCCGCCGAAGAGCAGCGCCUUCUCCGGCACACGUUUGGAGGAAGAGGACUACCACACCCCAGGUUAUAGCCCAGCUCGAAGCGUGGACAUCCCAGCUAGCCAACCGGAUCCAAGCAAGGGCAUCCGGGAUAACGAUCCGGGUCCGAGCGACCGGCCCCGGUGAAGUGCCGUCUUCAUGUAUAGCAUCAGUGUCGGUCGCGACAUGCCCGCUACUGAUACGCCCGCUGAUGCACCCCACAUCAGUGGCAAUCAGGUUGCGGCGGGCGGUCCUCCCGCCACUGAUGGCCUUUUACAUGCCCGUUACUAAUGUCAUGUUCUGUAGUAGUGCUACCCACUAGUUGUACAACUGUACCAGCACCAGCUUCUCCGUUCCCCUGGCAAAACCAAUCGCCAUGAUGUCUCUGCAGCUCCCCGCU